AUGUCGGCCAACAAAAAUCAGGAGAAGCGGCUCCAACAGGCGGAACAGUUCAGUGAACGCGGGCUGGAUGCGAUUCUGGCCACGACCGAAGGCCGCAUCUUGGAAUUCCUGGCCGAGGGAGAAGCUGAACGGGCGCGGCUGUGGUACCAGAUGUCUGUGCUGUUCCCGCGAUUCAUUCAAGAGAAUGACAAUGGGAAAGAGCGCAUGAGCAUGAACGAAGCGCGCGCAUUCGCCCUGGACGUUCGCUUGGACAAUUUGGAGGACUACAUCGUGAAAAACUCCAACCAGCCAUCGACCUUCAGCGUCGGUCGCUCCAGCCAUCGACCGUCGCGGCGUCAGUCGUUCAGACCUGGGAUACCCGAAACAGGAGAGCAUUGUGAAGCUGCCACCAGUGGGGCUGGCUCAGACUCUGAUGCGGCAGGCUCAAGUCCUCGAAAAAGCGCGUCCUCCUUUGAUCCCAGGAGUGGGUCCGUGUGGGAGCCCCCUCUCGUUACCCUCGUUCGAUCCAAGGCGCGUCCUGAUCCAAAAGGGUAA
Messenger RNA from Cladocopium goreaui, 534 nucleotides. Lineage: Eukaryota; Dinophyceae; Suessiales; Symbiodiniaceae. The record is from the annotation of a GenBank genome assembly.